AUGUUGAUUGACUAUGCUUGCUUUGGAGAAGUAAUUUCACUUGAUACAACUUAUUGCACGAAUAGUAAUCACAGACCUCUUGCAAUUUUCUCUGGCUUUAACCAUUACAAAGCAGGGGUGAUUUUUGGAGUGGCAUUGUUAUAUGAUGAGACCAUCGAGACAUUUAAAUGGCUCUUUGAGACUUUUCUAUGUGCACAUAAGAAUUUAAAGCCUUUAACAGUUUUCACUGACCAAGAUGCUGCCAUGGCACGAGCAUUACAAGAAGUGAUGCCAGAUGUAAAGCAUGCUUUGUGCACGUGGCAUAUUUCAAGAAAUGCAAUGAAGCAUCUUCCAAAUUCAAUGGUUAGUGAUUUCAACAAGUGCAUGUAUCAUUGUUGGGAUGAAAUAGAAUUUGAAGAAGCUUGGCAAAUAUUAUUAUCAAAAGAAAGUAUGACAGAAAACUCAUGGUUGAUGUCUAUGUACCAGAUAAAAGAGAAAUGGGCAGCAUGUUAUAUGAAGAACAUAAAGACACUUGGUAUGAGAAGCACACAAAUUAGUGAAAGUGUCAAUGCAUCUGUUAAAAAAUGUACCAAUGUUCUAUUGGAUAUCAAUCGAUUCUUGCAUCAAUUUGAACAAGUUUUAGAGGAGAAACGCUACAAUGAAUUGAAAAGUGAUUUUGAGGCACGUGACAAGGUGCCAAGAUUGAUAUUGCAGAGUUCAUGCAUGCUUCAUCAACUUUCUGAUGUCUAUACUCGACCUAUUUUUGACUUGUUCCAGCACCAAUAUGAUCAACGUGAAGCCACAUGUAUAAAAGAGAGAAAAGAAAGAAAGAAAAAUGAAGAUGAGGAAGACAGUGUCAUCGUGUUUGAUUAUGUUAUCACCAUGUAUGAUAAGAAGAGGGAGUUUAAUUUAACAUUUGAUCCUUCAACAGAGACGAUCAGCUGUAGUUGCAAAAAGUUUGAAAGAGUGGGCAUAUUAUGUUGUCACGCAUUGAGGGUAUUGAAUGAACGUGAUGUCAAAUUACUCCCUCAAAAAUAUAUUAUAAAGAGGUGGACAAGAGAACCACGAUGUGGUGCAGUGUAUGAUAUUAAGGGAAAUCAGAUUGAAGUUGAUCCUAAAAUGCAAAGAUCAAAUCGAUAUAGACAAUUAUGCCCCUUGCUUGUUAAGUUAGCAAGUGAUGCGUCAGAAAGUCCAGAGGCAUUCUCUCUUGUCCAUGAAGCUGUGUUGGAACUUAGUAAGAAAGUAACUGAGCUGCAUAUAAAAUAUCUUUCAGAUGGCAACAAUAGUAGCAAGGAUCAUGUGGAGAAUCAUGAUGGUGAUAAUGAUUGUAGAAAAGUUGUUGGGUUUAAAAAGAGAUACGGUAAAAAGACAAGUAAACGGAUAAAGAGCUGUGUUGAAACUCGUCCAAAGAAACGAAGAACCUCUAAGAAACCUCUUCAAGCUUCGCAUUUAGUGAAAACUUCGCAGGGACAAGAUAGUCAACUUCAAAAAUCUAGCUCAUCAACUCAAGUACAACAUGAUCAUAUGAUGUUGGAUAACUCUCAGCCAAGUCAAAUGACUUUCACAGAUUUGUUGACGGCAUCACUUGACUGCGACAUGACUUCCUUUGAAGCAUUGGAUUUUAGCCAAACAUAUAAUGAUGGUUCAAUGAUUGACUUAGAUCCUCCUGCAUGA
This is a messenger RNA of Neltuma alba, 1653 nucleotides long. RefSeq names its product protein FAR-RED IMPAIRED RESPONSE 1-like. Gene Ontology annotation, molecular function: zinc ion binding. Lineage: Eukaryota; Viridiplantae; Streptophyta; Magnoliopsida; Fabales; Fabaceae. The record is from RefSeq and is a predicted model, not a curated record. Bases 1 to 1653 code for a protein of 550 amino acids. The transcript has 4 exons.